AUGGACUCGUCCGUAUCAAAGCAGCUUGUGGACAAGAUCUAUGAAAAGCGCAAAGCUGCUGCACUUGAUCUCGAGAAGCAGGUCCGGGAAUGCCAUCAACAAGGGGACCACCGUCGAAUCAGUCAGAUUAUCGACCAGUUGGUCGACAUGUUCAGCAAUUCGUCUAACCCGCUCCACAUUCGAAAUGGCGGUCUAAUUGGUCUCGCUGGAACCGCCAUUGCACUCGGUGUUGACGUUGCACCGUACAUGGACAAAUUCAUCGAACCGGUGCUUGCUUGUUUCACAGACCCCGAGAAUAGGAUUCGUUACUUUUCCGCCGAGUGCCUGUACAACAUAGCUAAAGUAUCCAAGGGGGAGGUGCUGGUCUACUUCAAUCCUAUUUUCGACGCCCUUAGCAAGCUCGCUGCAGACUCAGAGAUGUCUGUUAAAAACGGCGCGGAACUCCUGGACCGUCUGUUAAAAGAUAUCGUUGCGGAAACUGCUUCCAUUUACGUUCCACAGUAUGCUGAAACAGAGCAAGUCCGAGACCGGUCUGAUCCACUGGACCGAAGCAUACUAGUGCCAUUCCCCCCCGACCACCCCGCAGCACUUACUCCGAAGAAAGCGUUUUCACUCUCCCGUUUUAUUCCUUUGCUCAAAGAACGAGUUCAUGUUGUCAGCCCAUUCACGCGAAGCUACCUUGUUUCUUGGAUUACAGUGCUAGACUCGGUUCCUGAGUUGGAGCUGAUUUCGUAUCUGCCCGAGUUUCUGGACGGUCUUUUGAAGUAUUUAUCAGACCCAACAGAGGAUGUGCGAGUAGCAACAGAAAACCUUCUCGCUGACUUCCUUCGCGAGAUCCGUGACGUCAGCGAGCUUCGGCGCCGCCACGAGGAACGCGCUGGAACAGGGGAUAGUCACGGAGCGGACGGGAGCCAGCCCAGUUCGGAGCGUGCCGUGAUAACCCCCGAGAGCGGCUUUAUGUCAGAUCAGGAAUACAGCGAGCACAUGGCUGACGAAGGAGACAAUCGGCACACAGGAGCUUGGGUUCCCGGUCAAGGGGUUCGGAUAGACUAUGAUGCUAUCAUUGAAAUCUUCAUUCAGCAAUUAGAUGGACAGCACGACGAAAUUCAGCAAUCUACAUCCCUUCACUGGUUGGCAGAGUUCCUAGGUUUCGCACAAGACGUUAUGGUUCCUUUCACUCCGCGCUUCAUUCCCGCGAUUUUACCGAAUCUGGCACAUCACGUUCCCAUGAUCCAGUCAGCUGCUACAAGGACCAACAGAUUGCUAUUCAAAGUGAUUCAAGACUUGCCAACGCCAGUUGACCUCCCUUCGCAGCAAUCCACAGCCGACAAGGUGUCCACGUCGGGUCGAGCGUUCCCUGCCUCCCCAACACCACCAGCCACCACUCUACCCUUGCGACAAGGUACUGUUGCAGCUGCACCAGUCGGCGAAGUAAAUGUACCCGAAGUCAUGCCUGAUGGUCAACUGCCACUGCCUCCAUCCCAAAGACCGCGAACGAGUACCUCCCAGCAACCUGCAGGGGAAGUGCCUAGUCGACCCCAAUCUCGUAUGUCCUCGAAUAGCUUGGUAGCAGCGCCCUCUGCGGCAGCCGCAGCGCCACCGUCGCCCGUGCUUGAAGAAGACAGUAGCGGCGAUUUGUUUGAUUACCAAGCCACUGUAAAUGAACUGACGAUACAAUUUCUGAGUGAGCACGAACAAACCAGGGUGGCCGCGCUAAGGUGGCUUAUUAUGCUACAUCAGAAGGCACCCAAGAAGAUUCUGGCCAUGGACGAUGGCACCUUUCCAGCGCUUCUCAAGACUUUGUCGGAUCCUUCAGAAGAAGUAAUCAAGCAUGAUCUACAGCUACUCGCGCAGAUAUCGUCUAGCUCAGAGGAGAGCUAUUUCAAGGUCUUCAUGAUGAACCUCCUUGAAUUAUUCAGUACAGAUCGUAAACUACUGGAAGCACGCGGGAGUCUGAUUAUCCGGCAACUGUGCUUGAACCUGAACACGGAACGGAUAUAUAGGACGUUUGCAGAGAUAUUGGAGAAGGAGGAGGACCUGGAGUUUGCGAGCGAUAUUGUACAAAAGCUGAAUACAAUUUUGAUCACUUCUCCCGAGCUUGCCGAGUUCAGGAGAAGACUGAAAAGCUUGGACACGCGGCAAGAUGGACAAGCGUUAUUUGUGACGCUAUACCGCUCGUGGUGCCAUAACGCUGUCUCGGUUUUCUCAUUGUGUCUCCUGGCGCAAGCGUACGAACACGCCUCAAAUCUCCUCUCCAUAUUCGCGGAUCUAGAGAUCACGGUUGCAAUGCUGGUGCAGAUUGACAAACUUGUUCAAUUGAUUCGAAUCCCCUUAAUCUUGAAUUUUCAAGACCUACGGCUACAACUCCUCGAGCCUGAACGAUAUCCCUACCUCUUCAAGUGCCUGUACGGGCUUUUAAUGCUCCUCCCCCAGAGUACCGCCUUUGUGUCACUCCGAAAUCGGCUUAAUGCGGUCAAUUCUGCUGGUUUCCUUCAUAUAGCUCCUAAAUCAACCGUCAAUCCGCUUGCCGCUCGAUCCAAGCUCGGGCGGGAUGAGAUUAAAUGGCAAGAACUACUCGGCCACUUCCGUGCUGUACAAUCCAGACAUGAAAAGGCGCGUCGACAAGCCCUUGGUACAGACGUGUCAGCUUUCGGUGGCCCCGGGUUUAGCGACAACAGAUCAUCGGAACCCGCACGCUCAGGAUUAGGAAUUGGUAAUCCGGACCCAACCCGCCCACCUAUGCGGCGACGCGUCACCGGAGAUGUUAUGCCGCCUGGUCCUCCGCGGCCUGCGCUGUCACCACUUAACCCGCGAGCAAAACAGAACGGGUUGCUGAGCUCGGCAUUGAUGGGGCAAGCAAUGCCACCGACGUCGUCCCCAGCAAACGCAAUAAGUGGCGCUCUAUCGCUGCAGCAGAGGCAGCGACGGACGCUAGGUCUUGGGCCUCGGAAGUGAAGCACGUCUUGGCAUGUCCGGUACUUGCGAAGUAGGCUCCUGUUACGUUUCGAGAGGCAGUUAACCUUCACGACACUCAUGAUUGGAUCGUCGAUACCGAUACGUUUGCACUGAUAUCUCUACUAUGUAUCCUGAUGGAUAGGGCAUCAGUGUAACCUGAGCGCUGCCGUAACACUGUCUUCGAUGUGAAACCCAUCAGGAUCGCCCAGGUCAACGAGUAUGCCUCCAGGUCCAGAGUUUAAAGCAUAAACAGCCUCAUGCUACGCGUUGCCUUGCAUUUCGUACGCGCGCUAAUAGAAGCACACUUGAAUUCCCA
Molecule: messenger RNA, 3271 nt
Organism: Pisolithus orientalis
Lineage: Eukaryota; Fungi; Basidiomycota; Agaricomycetes; Boletales; Pisolithaceae
Product: vacuolar protein 14 C-terminal Fig4p binding-domain-containing protein
Exons: 13
Coding region: 1-2955 (984 amino acids)
Biological process (GO): positive regulation of kinase activity; phosphatidylinositol biosynthetic process
Cellular component (GO): endosome membrane; fungal-type vacuole membrane; PAS complex
Source: RefSeq, a predicted model, not a curated record